AUGGCACAAGCCAACUACAAGGAGGCACUGCUGGAGGCUCAGCUGGAUGAGGACGAGGGCGCGGACAUCUUGAUGGUGAAGCCUGCAAUGCCAUACCUUGACAUCAUCAAGGGCUUGAAGGACCAGAGCAACUUGCCCAUCGCCGCAUAUCACGUCUCUGGCGAAUACGCCAUGCUCAAGGCAGCGGCGAUGAACGGCUGGCUGGAUGAGAAGGCGGUCGUGCUGGAGGCCUUGAUGUCAAUCCGACGUGCUGGAGCCUCUGUGAUCCUGACCUACUAUGCCAAGCAGGCUGCCAAGUGGCUUCAGGAGUGA
This is a messenger RNA of Effrenium voratum, 312 nucleotides long. The record is from the annotation of a GenBank genome assembly. Lineage: Eukaryota; Dinophyceae; Suessiales; Symbiodiniaceae.